This is a messenger RNA of Monoraphidium neglectum, 528 nucleotides long. RefSeq lists its product as hypothetical. The transcript has 2 exons. The record is from RefSeq and is a predicted model, not a curated record. The coding region runs from base 1 to 528 and encodes 175 amino acids. NCBI's taxonomy places the organism in Eukaryota, Viridiplantae, Chlorophyta, Chlorophyceae, Sphaeropleales, Selenastraceae.
AUGCAGCUUCAGACCAGCUCUGUCGGUGCAGAGCGGUCGUAUGAAGACCUGUUCAAGGACGAGAUUGCUCGGCGAGGGCUCAACGGCGGCGGCGUGACGUCAUCGAGCCCCGCCGGCACCACAUCCUCCCGCAACCGUACCGGCAGCAGCAGCAGCAGCCAAAGCAGCAAUCCCUUCCAGCAGCCGACGCCUCGCGGCUCAAUCCCUGGCAGCCGCAGCCGGGAGGGGCCAUCCUCCGGAGACGUGGACCGCGAGUCUGGGCAGCGCGAGCGCUCUAUCGCGAUGGUCAAUGAGGGCCUGGAGGGCCUCAUCCCCCGCGCUUCACAGCUGCUGCAGCUGGGCGGCAGCGUCUUUCUGGCAUUCGCGCCCUUCAUCCUCGCCAUCUCCCUGCUGUUCAGCGGCAUAUACUUUGUGUUUGGCGACUCGUUUGUGCACGGCGGCCAGGUGGGUAAGGGGCUUCCGGCCUACAUCGACGCUGAGGCGCUGCUGGCAGAGCCCACGGUUGAUCCGCGCAUCCCAUACAUGUGA